This is a messenger RNA of Xiphias gladius (swordfish), 2674 nucleotides long. RefSeq names its product polo-like kinase 1 (Drosophila) (gene plk1). Gene Ontology annotation, molecular function: protein binding; ATP binding; protein serine/threonine kinase activity. Gene Ontology annotation, biological process: protein phosphorylation; regulation of cytokinesis; mitotic cell cycle. The transcript is spliced from 12 exons. Lineage: Eukaryota; Metazoa; Chordata; Actinopteri; Istiophoriformes; Xiphiidae. Bases 155 to 1903 code for a protein of 582 amino acids. The record is from RefSeq and is a predicted model, not a curated record. Gene Ontology annotation, cellular component: centrosome; spindle pole; cytoplasm.
UCAGAGAGCGCCGUAACGACCGAAGCAGCAUUUUAAACUUGUACCGGAGACUGUUGUCAAAAGACAGGACAGGGUAACGCUGCAGCCACCGAGGGAGCAGUCUGGCGACUAAUUUCACGUCCACCUCAGACGCCGAAGAGCACCUUGGUCCAAAAUGAGUGCGGGUAUUCCGAAGCCGGCGAAUCCGUCGGCACACGUCGACCCGAAAUCGGCUCCUCUCAAAGAAAUCCCAGAUGUUCUGGUGGACCCACGCACCAUGAAAAGAUACACGAGGGGACGAUUCCUCGGGAAGGGUGGUUUCGCCAAAUGCUAUGAAAUCACAGACGUGGAGACGAAGCAGGUUUUCGCCGGAAAAAUCGUGCCCAAGUCCCUCAUCCUGAAGCAGCACCAGAGGGAGAAGAUGACCUCGGAAAUCGCCAUCCACAAGAGCCUCAACCACGCCAACAUCGUGGGGUUCCACGGGUUUUUCGAAGACGACGACUUUGUCUUUGUUGUCCUGGAAAUCUGCAGGAGAAGGUCCUUGUUGGAGCUGCAUAAGCGCCGCAAGGCCGUGACUGAGCCAGAGGCUCGCUAUUACAUGUCGCAGCUGCUCAAGGGCGUCCAGUACCUGCACAACAACAGAGUCAUCCACAGAGACCUGAAACUGGGCAACAUCUUCCUCAAUGAUGACAUGGAGGUCAAGAUAGGGGACUUUGGCCUGGCCACUAAGAUCGAGUUUGAUGGCGAGCGGAAGAAGACCUUGUGUGGUACGCCCAACUACAUCGCACCCGAAGUGCUUUGCAAGAAAGGCCACAGCUAUGAAGUGGACGUCUGGUCGCUUGGGUGUAUAUUGUACACUUUGCUGGUGGGUAAGCCCCCCUUCGAGACCUCCUGUCUGAAGGAGACCUACAACCGCAUCAAGAAAAACAACUACACCAUCCCCUGGCACAUCAACCCGGCCGCGUCCUCUCUGAUCAAGCGGAUGCUGCAUGCCGAUCCGGCCCAGAGGCCUACCAUCGCCGAGCUGCAAGUGGACGAGUUCUUCACAACUGGCUACAUCCCCUUACGCCUGCCCACUACAUGCCUCACUGUGCCCCCGCGGUUCUCCAUUGCCCCCUCCACCGCCAUGGAGCUCAGCCAGAGACGCCCCCUGACUGCUAUUAACAACAAGGCAGGGACAGAGAAGAUGGACGCUAAGGACGAGCUUGUGCAAAGGGAGGCUGACCCAUCAGAAUGCCACCUGAAAGACAUGCUGCAGCAGCUCAACAGUAUCAUUGCUGCCAAGCCCUCUGAGAAGGCAGUCAUACGCCAAGAGGAGGCCGAGGAUCCUGCAUGUAUCCCCAUCUUCUGGAUCAGCAAAUGGGUAGAUUACUCUGACAAAUAUGGAUUAGGCUACCAGCUCUGUGACAACAGCGUGGGCGUGCUGUUCAACGACUACACGCGUCUGAUCAUGUACGCGGACGGAGACAGUCUGCAGUACAUCGACAAGGCGGCGGCGGAGUCCUACCUCAGCGUGCGCUCCUAUCCCUCCGCCCUCAACAAGAAGAUAACGUUGCUGAAAUACUUCCGCAACUACAUGAGCGAGCACCUGCUGAAGGCCGGUGCGAACAUGGCACGGCGGGAAGGAGAUGAGCUGGCGAGGCUGCCUUAUCUCUCCCUCUGGUUCCGGACGAAGAGCGCCAUCGUCCUGCACCUCAGCAACGGCACCGUUCAGAUCAACUUCUUCCAGGACCACACCAAGCUGAUCCUGUGUCCGCUGAUGGCCGCAGUGACCUACAUCGACGAGAAGCGGGACUUCCGCACCUACAAGCUGUCCCUGCUGGAGGAGUUCGGCUGCAGCAAGGAGCUGGCCAGCCGCGUCCGCUACGCCAAGCUCAUGGUGGAGAAACUGCUGGACAGCAAACCCUCCACCGCCGCACAUUAGACCGCCCCCCCCCUCCGAAGUAUUCAAUCACCGUCUCUGUAUUUAGCCACCGGCCACUUCUUCCCUGUGUGCCCGCCUUUCAGGGGACAGGACAGACCAUUCAAUUCUCCAGUUUUUUUUUUUUUAUUGAAGGGUCGCAGUUUAAUGAUUUUUAAUGUCAUCUUUGAGAUGUACCAUGUAAAUUAAACUUCUAUGUGUUGUACAUGAAAGUUGAAUUUCAGUCCCUCAGCCAGUGAUUUUUUUUUUUUUUUUUAAAUCCUCUUUCCUUAUUAAUAGAAAAAUCACUCCAGCUCUUGUCUUAACUGUCUUGAUGAAGUUUACUCUCGACAAAAACGUUCCUGCUGUCGUAAUCUGGAUCGCUGACAGCACAGCGCACAAUUUGACCCCGUUGAAAAGAUGAACGUUUUGGUGUUCCCUGUGUUCAAAUUCGUCACCCAGAGGUUGACGCGUCCCUCCGCGACUCCCUCUGCUCAUGGUUUGUUUGCAUUUUGUUCAUGUACCUGUCACGCUUUAAAACCCAGAGCAGAGCGGACAAACGCGUGGUGGGGACUGGGCUGUGUGGACGGAAGAAGCUUCUCUGGUCUGCUUUUGUCUGUUUAUCUGUGUUUGUAGAGAAUUGGACCAUGUCAAUAAGUCUUCAUCAUGUACAUUCUGCCUGUAGUUUUACUCGUUAUGCUUUUUUUUUUUUUUUUUUAAGUCCUAUUUUAGAUGUCUUGUCUUUUUUCAACAAGAUGUACAAACUUGUACAUACUGCUGAAUAUAUGCAUAAAA